Messenger RNA from Biomphalaria glabrata, 2414 nucleotides. Its product is annotated as lactosylceramide 1,3-N-acetyl-beta-D-glucosaminyltransferase B-like. Gene Ontology annotation, cellular component: membrane. The record is from RefSeq and is a predicted model, not a curated record. Gene Ontology annotation, molecular function: hexosyltransferase activity. The coding region runs from base 516 to 1844 and encodes 442 amino acids. The transcript has 3 exons. NCBI's taxonomy places the organism in Eukaryota, Metazoa, Mollusca, Gastropoda, Planorbidae.
GGAAGUGGAUAAGUUUUGAUUGCCGCGAGCCAUUGAGCGGACGAUCCAGCGUUAGAGGCGAUCAGAGGGGUAGCAACAAGUUUUGACCAUUAAACUUGUCUCCUGGACCCCGGACGAUGGACAUGUCAGUGCCGUUCAGGAUUUCCAUUGAUAGCAUCUCACUCUGGGGCAGAGGCUCUUGAGGCUUUCUUGUUUGACUUGCACUGUAGGACUUUUAGCGUACGCAUCGUGCUAGUAAGGUCUGCGAUGCAAAGCCAAGAAUAGCACUGAUAAGACUAGAGAGACUAGAGUGACUAGAGAGACUAGAGAGACACAAGACUGAUGGAACGUUUGUAAUACAAGCGAUACUGAAGACGAGACAUAGAUCUUCUACAUCUGUAAGACAGAUUAUCUUCUUCAUCCUGGCGAUUUAAUUACUCAAUGAGAUCGAACACAUCAAACAAAAUGUAUCGGUACCAAGCUUCGAUGCUGAGAAUACCUCCCUGUUAGUGAGUAUCGAUAAAUCCCACCCGGCCAUGAAUAAACAGAAUGACGUCGACUGUUUCUCUAUCUUCCGGUUACCAGUCUUUAGCUUCGUCUACUUCCGCCGGCGCUAUCUUCGCAGGUCGCUCUCUUUUCUGGCCGCCAUCUUCACCAUCAUAUUCAUCUUGAAGAUACAGCGACUGAUCAGCGACCUCGACGAUGUUCAAGGCGCCAAGGCAAAAGUCAACCUGCAUUGGUCACUCACAAAAGUCGUCUCCGCUGCACUGCCUGUUUCUUCUGAGGACAAAGUUGAGCAGGAGAAAGCCAGACUUCGUUUUGCGGAGUUCGGAGUCGAUUUGAUACCAGUCCAGCGAAUGGGCACCGAGAGUGGCGGACGCUAUUUCGCUAACAUCCAGGUGCUUCAUGUUAACGAGAGCAUCUUAACAUCCGAGGGAGGGGAUGAAAUGCCCGGGCAUAGAGCGAGGGAUGAGUUGCUUCGUGAGUCAGAACGAUCCCUCGAUCACGUGAUGUCCUUGGAUCUUAGCAUCACUCCCAAGCCAGGCAAUCAGCAAGUUCUAAGCCCUGGGUCUCUUUACCUGACAAUUUUAGUCCUAUCACGGGCCAGCAAUGUUCUCAUGAGGCAGGCCAUACGAAAGACGUGGGGGCUUGAUGCCCACGACAUGGGAACAUGCGUGCGUUUCGUGGUGGGGCACGAAGACACGUGGGACCAGAUCGUGGAAAGGGAACAGAGGAUGCACAACGACGUCAUAGCGGUGGACGAAGAAGACACUUAUGAGUAUCUUCCCAAUAAAGUCUUCGACGGUAUCUCAUGGAUUCUGCAGCAGGUUGACAAGCCCAAGUUUGUCAUGAAGGUUGACGACGACACGUUUGUCAACCUCCUGUAUCUUCUCCACGAGCUGCAUAAAGGCAUCAUCAACUCAACACAGAUACUCGGAGCUAUCUGCGUCAACGCCACAGUCAUCCGAGACUCGGGGGACAAGUGGGCUGUCAGCUUUCUGGACUACCCGUUUCCGGUUUUCCCAACGUACGCUAACGGGGGCGGUUACGUGAUGACCCUUAACGCAGCGUCUUUGUUGGUUGAGGCGAGGUCAAGGACGUUCGACUGGCUGCACCUCGAGGACGUAUACAUCACGGGCAUGCUAGCCAUGAAGGCUGGUCUCUCUCACGUGACACAUCCGGGCUUCUCGUACUGGUCUAGCCCGAAAGCUAAGCCCUGUGAUUUCGUACUGAACAAGCGAAUUCUUAGUGUGAAUCACACAGAGAAGGAGUUUUACCGUAUGUACACGGACAUUCAGGAGCUCAUCCAAUCCAAGGAUGUUAACUUGAGGUGUAAACCUGAAAAAAUAAGAGACAUCCGUUAAUUUGACUCCAUCAGUAUUAUUUAAGUUUAGAAUUUUCAGACGGCAAACUUGUUCAAGCUAUGUCGAGAUGAAGUGAUUAAAUCAGAAUAGAAUGUUGCCAUGACGAUAACAACUUUACGCUUGGAUUGAGCUGUGGAAAAUGAAAGAUGAAUCAAGCUUUCAACACUUUCAACACUUUCAAAGCUCAAAGCUGGUUUUUUAUUCUAGCCAAUCGUUUGCGAACGUAAAAACAGUGAGCUGGGCGCCUCAUUGUCAACAGGUGCACGCAGGAAAAGAUGAACUUUUCAUCUUAUGCCGUAAACUGUAUUGACACUUGGAAAAAACAUUUUUUGGAGGAUAUCCAUAGAAUCACGCACACUCAAGGCGCAUUAGUUUAAAAUUAAAUACAGGUUCAAUAUAUGGAUAAAAUUCAAAAUUUAUUCUUUUAUCAUUUAGUCACAUAUCGUCUUUCAUUUUUAAAGUGAUCUGAUUAUAUAUGCCAUGACCUUGUUGUUAUUGUGAUAAAAUGGUUUUUGAAAUGUUUAUUUUAUUUGUUUUAGUUUUUGUAUGUAUCCUAUGGCCUGUAUUUAA